Panicum virgatum (switchgrass) is the source of this 1469-nucleotide messenger RNA. Its product is annotated as ethylene-responsive transcription factor 1-like. The record is from RefSeq and is a predicted model, not a curated record. NCBI's taxonomy places the organism in Eukaryota, Viridiplantae, Streptophyta, Magnoliopsida, Poales, Poaceae. The transcript has 3 exons. Gene Ontology annotation, biological process: regulation of DNA-templated transcription; ethylene-activated signaling pathway. Bases 72 to 1031 code for a protein of 319 amino acids. Gene Ontology annotation, molecular function: DNA-binding transcription factor activity; DNA binding.
CCUCCGUCGGCAACCUUCGUGGUUCUAAACAACACGAACAACCCAAGAAAAACUUUUCCUAGCGGUGAACAAUGUGCGGGGGCGCCAUUCUCGCGGAACUCAUCCCGUCGCCGCGCCGGGCGGCGUCGAAGCCGGUGACCGCGGGCCACCUCUGGCCGGCGGGCUCCGACACCAAGAAGGCCGGCAGCGGGAGGAGCAAGAGGCACCAGCUCGCCGACGUCGACGACUUUGAGGCCGCCUUCGAGGACUUCGCCGACGAUUUUGACAAGGAGGAGGUCGAGGACCACCAUUUCGUGUUCUCGUCCAAAUCCGCAUUCUCCCCAGCCCACGGCGUGCGCGCGGCGACCCAGAAGAGGCGCGGCCGCCGCCACUUCCGCGGCAUCCGGCAGCGCCCCUGGGGCAAGUGGGCGGCGGAGAUCCGCGACCCGCACAAGGGCACCCGCGUCUGGCUCGGCACCUUCAACACCGCCGAGGACGCCGCCCGGGCCUACGACGUCGAGGCACGCCGCCUCCGCGGCAGCAAGGCCAAGGUCAACUUCCCCGCGGCCGGCGCGCGCCCACGCCGCGGCAACUCGCCGAGACCGCAGCGCCACCAUGCCGCAGCGCAGCCCGCGUUGCUUGCAGGAGAGAAGCGGAAGGAGGAGGAGAUCGUCGUGAAGCCUGAAAUUGGGGCGUCGUUCGACUUCGACGUGGGCAGCUUCUUCGACACGGCCUUCCCCGCGGCGCCGCCGGCCAUGGAGAACUCCUUCGCCGGCAGCACCGGGUCGGAGUCCGGUAGCCCCGCAAAGAAGAUGAGAUACGACAACGACUCGUCGUCCGAUGGGAUGAGCUCCGGCGGCGGCUCCGCGCUGGAGCUCGCUGACGAGCUCGCGUUCGAUCCGUUCAUGCUGCUCCAGAUGCCCUACUCGGGCGGGUACGAGUCCCUCGACGGCCUGUUCGCCGUCGACGCCGCCCAGGACGUGAACAACGACAUGAACGGCGUCAGCCUGUGGAGCUUCGACGAGUUCCCCGACGACAGCGCUGUUUUCUAACGUGCCGCCCUACCAGUUUCCCUCAGCUGCUCUGAUUCUUGGUUCAGGGACGGCGGCGGUGCGGACGCUCCACCGGACGAUCGAUGCAGCUGAUGAGGGCGACUGCCGAUCGCUUGCUUGUUGAUUGGCGUGUAAUCAUAUAUGUCAGAGUACUGUACUGUGCUGUGCUGCUUGAGUUUGCUCGCUAGAUUCUGUAUCAGUGUAUCUGUACUGCCGGCCUCCUGAUCAAACUGUACUCUACUUUGAAUAUUUGUACUACUCGUUUUUGGUGCUUCCUAUUGUGUGUCAAUAGUCCUAUGAAUUUGAUCAUGUCGGCAAUGGUCGUCUAUAUUGUACGGUUGUGAUUGUUAUGCCAAAUAAGUUUGUGAACCUGGUUGUAUAUACUACCAUCCUACCAUCAUGUUUCAGCCGGAUAUAAGGAGAUCAUAAUUUUCUGAA